Messenger RNA from Larimichthys crocea (large yellow croaker), 3002 nucleotides. RefSeq names its product rho-related GTP-binding protein RhoU. The record is from RefSeq and is a predicted model, not a curated record. Gene Ontology annotation, molecular function: GTP binding; GTPase activity. Gene Ontology annotation, biological process: small GTPase-mediated signal transduction. The coding region runs from base 647 to 1465 and encodes 272 amino acids. Lineage: Eukaryota; Metazoa; Chordata; Actinopteri; Sciaenidae. The transcript is spliced from 3 exons.
UGUUAUUGUCAUCUAUUCAUUCGUUUAUUUUUGAUCAUUAUUCAAAUUUAUUCAGCAAAGGGGGAAGAUUUUCUCUCAAGCAUCUAUUUUAAAAACACUGUUGACAGAAAGCUGCACUGUCUGUAAUCCGCUCCAUGGUUUUGUAAUAUUAAAAAAAAGAACCCUUUUAUUUACUGUGUGGACCCCAUUGCAUAAAGAUAGUCCUCAAAAUGUAUAAAUCCACUAUUAGUAUGAAAGUUUAGACUUUUAUUUCCACCUUUUAAUUGGCUAAAGAGGAUGACAUAGUGUAUAUUUUACUGCAUGGGAUAAAGGGUUUCCAGUAGGCUUAGUUCAUUUCACUUGGAAAGCUCUUGAGCUUCAUAUGGUGCUCUGCUCGGUAAGCCUCUUAGGAAUCACGACCACAGCAGAUGUAGAGAGAAUGCCAAUCAGGAGCUCCUGCUGAGCGGAGAAACCCGACGGCUCUGCCACUGCGCGCUUCAAAUCUCUGCCACGGUUCACAUGAAACACGGUUAAAUAUCAUUUGGUGAUAUUUAAUGUUCGUAGUUUACAAACAAACAACAGCAGAAUCACGUGAGCUGUGGAGAAGAUGGGGCGCGCAGGCUGUCUCUGAACUAAAACAAAUCGUUCCCAGACAGAAGGCAGAGCCAUGCUUCCUCAGGAUGUCGGGAAGCAGAAGCCACGCCGUGUGUCGGAACCGGUGUGCGGGGUAGACGGCCCCCCAGUCCCGCCUCGGCGUUUAAAGAACCGGGACUUCCCCCUGAGCGUGAAGCGCCGGCGGUCAGGCUCCGCACCUGAGCGCAAGGUGAACUGCGUCCUGGUUGGAGACGGAGCGGUGGGCAAGACCAGCCUCAUUGUCAGCUACACCACCAACGGAUACCCAACAGAAUAUGUCCCAACGGCGUUUGACAACUUUACGGUGAUGGUUGUAGUUGACGGAAAACCAGUGAGACUGCAGCUCUGUGACAUGGCUGGACAGGACGAGCUGGAUCGCCUCCGGCCACUGUGCUACAAGAACGCAGAUGUCUUCCUCCUCUGCUACAGUGUGGUCCGCCCCUGCUCUUUCCGCAACCUGAUUGACAGGUGGGUUCCUGAGAUCCAUCAGCACUGUCCUGGUGCUCCCCUGGUUCUCGUUGGCACCCAGCUGGACCUGAGGGAGGACGUCCAGGUGCUGAUUCACCUGGCACAGAACCAGGAGCGACCGGUGGGCACAGAGGAGGGCCAGCUGCUCGCCCAGGAGCUCGGGGCAGUGAGCUUUGCUGAAUGCUCGGCGCUUACACAGAAGAACCUGAAGGACGCUUUCGAUUCAGCCAUCUUGGCCAGCAUCCAGCAGACAGACAGUUGUAGCGUCCAGCAGCAGAGGCUGACUCUGAGGAAGAAAACACCUGAUAAGAUCAAGAGCCUCUCGGAGACUUGGUGGAGGAAGAUCAACUGUCUGAUGGGAGAGCAGAGCUGUGACUUCAAAUGAACAGCUGCAUGAUAACAAGCCUGGGUCAGAUCAUAUUUGUAAAGGUGCCUCAUGGGUGGGGAUUAUCGCCACACAGGAAUACAUAACAAAGUCCUGAACAGACUCAAAAAACUCACAAGUUGCCAAUUCAAAUACAAAGACUGACAGGGAAACUGUUGGUGGGAAAUUUAACACACAACGAUCUGUUUACUGGUAAAGAGGAGUGCUACACAGCCAGGGAGGGUUUAUUGAAAAAUCCUGUCGACCUUUGGGAAGUGUAGUAUUGAAAGAUUUUUUUAGAAUUAAAUCACACUAGGGGAUAAAAGUCAGAAAGUCUCAGCCUCUGCUGCUUCAAUAUUUACUGUUCCCCCAACUUACUGUGAUAGUGUGGCUCUUCUGCAGGUUCAGAUGAGUGUAGUACAAAGAAAACGUUAAGUGAUUAAUUUAUGUACAAAAAAGAUAUUCAAAUAAUGCUUUACAAGUACAGAAAUGUGUGAAUGCACUUUCCAUGUCAGCAGUCAAUCCUGUAAUCUGUGUCUAUUGAUGAUAUAUUUUGCAUGUAAAAUGAACUCUGCUCUGCCGAUCACCUGAAGCAGCUGCGAGUAGACAUUUUCACCCUUUUCAUAUUUUGUAUCAUGAUUCUUUUCAGUAUCUCUUCUGUCCAAUCUAACCUGUGUAUAAUGCUGGAAUCUGAAGCAGUGAGAUAAGCUAAUAUUGGGCAAUUCAAGUGUAAUGUAGUUUUAUUAAUUUUUUUAGUUUUUAUUAUUAUUAUUUUUAAGAAUUUUAGGUUAGAAAAUAAUUGGAAACCUAAUAUGGGUUUCCGUGUUGUCUGAUUCUUUCCAAAUUUGUCCUGGUACAGUAACCCCACCCAUCUGAGGACUUAAAACAAACUCCACAAAUGUUAUCAGACCCAGGUUUGGUUUACUACAAAGAGUCUGACUUACCAACAGGAUGAUUUAGAUCUAAACAUGAUUUUUGACUCAAUGUGUGUUAUGUGCUUACACCCCAACAUUACAAGUACUUUGUUAGCUUGUAGUAAUUUAUUUAUUUAUUUUUUAUAUGAUCAUAGAAAAUGCUUGAUUAAAGUUGAUAACAGUAUACACAUUUGUUUAAUUUACCAAAAGGAGCAUUUUGAGGGUGAAACCCUCAGGAACUACCAUCUGUUAUGGAAAUGUUAUAUGCAACAACUUGAGCAGCAUUCAUCUGCUUCUUCAGUGCCACAACUUCUUCUUCACCAGACAAAAACAGGACAUGUUGGCAGGUUAAGAGGGAUCAAGUGCUGUUGAUUGUCUCAUCAGCUCUCUGAUCCUCCCACUGACCCAGUCUAGAACAAAAGUGGACUUCCCUGCAUAAAAAUGUAUCCUUACCUUGGAUACAAUUUUGGAGUUAAGCAGUCAGAGGCAGAUCGUCCCCUGAGAGAUUUUUCUAUUAUCUCAGUGUAAGCAGAAUAUUACUACUGUGUUCCACUUUCCUCUUUGAUUCAGAGUCAGCCUGGUGGAGGCUCCUCUGGUUGCAGCCUCCUCUAAUAGGAGCAGACAGGACCACCUGGACUGGAUUA